CAACAGCACUGCAGUUUUACCGUAAGUCACGUGUUUGUUCUGGGUGCGUUGUCACACCGAAUAGGCGCGUGCGGGUAGGGCACUGAAGUACAGUAUUGUAUACCAGCCAGGAAGGACAGAAGAGGGACGCAGUCAUUGGCAUCCAGAUGGGCCGUUGGGAGGACCUUCUGAAGUUGGACCCGGACCAGCAGGUCAGGGUGAAUGAACUGUAUUCAGAAAGAUUUCCCAGAGAGAUCCGGCGAUGUCUGAGUCAGUGGAUUGAGUCCCAGGACUGGGAUUCUGCAGCAGAGGAUGCAGAUAAGGCCAACACAUGUUUCCAGAAUCUUCUGGUGUGCUUGGAUCAACAGCUGAAUUAUUCUGUCAGCAGGAAGAGUGUCCUGGAGGAGCCGAAUUACGAGUGGUUUAAGUAUUACCUGCAGAAACACUUUGGUGACCAACCGCAGAAGCUGGCAGCUCUUCUGUCUGAAUGUCUGAGGGAGGAGGACAAGAUCCUCGGCUCAAUGGGAACAGAGCACCCAGCUCAGCAAUGCCACCUGUUGGACAAACAUGUUGAGGACCUCAAGAAACAAAUCUUGGAAAUGAAAAAGGAGCUCAAGUCUUUGCAGGAUCUGCAGGAAAAUCUCAUCUAUGCGCAGAGCAACUGGCAGCCUCAAGUGGACUCCCCUAAUGGAAUGAAAGAGACGCUCGUGAAACUGGCCGACAUCAUGACGCAAACUGAAGAGAGGGUGCUGCAGCACAUGGUGGGCAUCUUACAGCAGAGUGAGCAAGUCGCAAUGACUCUCAUUACCGUGGAGCUGCCUCAGUGGAAGCAACGGCAACACAUGGCCUGCGUAGGACGUCCCAUAGACACCCGUCUGGAUCAUCUGCAGAAGUGGUUCACUGGUGUGGUGGAGGUGCUCAUGGAAUUACAGAGAGUGCUGGACAAGCUUCAAGCUCAGAAACAGGACGACACACAAGCCUCCAACCUUUCAAGAACUACAGCAGAAAUACAGGGGUUCAAUGUGUCAUUACUCACCAAGAUUUUGUCACACGCCCUGGUGGUUGAGAAGCAGCCGUCCAUGUCCACACUGCCACUGAGACCUCUCAUCCUGAGGACUGGGGUGCGAUUCUCCAUGGGCGUGAGAUUUUUGGCCAAUCUUCCAGAGUUCAAGUGUGCGCUCAAUGUGCAGCCUGUUUUUGACAAGGACAUCGAAGAGGCCAUGAAAGGGAAAGGAUUUCGUCACUUUGACUUCACCAUGGAUGGCCGUAAAGUGCUGGACAUGGACGCUCUGGAUGGAGGCUUGGUUGCAGUCUUCAACUCGAUGACUAUUGAAGAUACCAAAUCUGACAAAGGAACAUCAAAGUGUUCUGGCGCGGCAAGGAGAACCCGCUUGGGAGUCACAGAAGAACUUCACCUCAUCAAAUUUGUCUGCGACUUUCAGCAUGGGCUGCUGAAGUUAAACUUUGAGACCAGUUCUCUCCCUCUGGUGGUCGUGAAGAACACCAUUCAGUGCCCAAGUGCCUGGGCCGCCAUCAUGUGGUGCAGCUUGCUGCCCCCUGCUGACCUCGAGAACUUGUCAGUGUUUGCUGAACCUCCUCAAGUCCCCUGGACACAGCUGUCUGAGGUUUUAAGCUGGCAGUUUAGCAAAGUAGGCAAACGCGGUCUCGACCCGGACCAGCUCUCCAUGCUGCACGUGAGAAUUACAGGUGGCAACGCUGAGAUGGUGAAGUGGGGCCAGUUCAAGCUUGCUUGGACUUGGUUAGACGGAAUCCUGGAUCUUAUUAAAAAGCACCUGGUGGAUCUGUGGAGCGAAGGGCUCAUCAUGGGCUUCGUGACCAAGGAAAAAACCUUUUCCUUGUUGACAGAGAAGCCCUCCGGGACUUUCCUUCUGCGCUUCAGUGAGAGCAUCAUAGAGGGCGCCAUCAGCGUCAGCUACGUUGACCACCCUAACACAGGAGUGAGUGGAGAAGUGAUCCACGUGGAUCCCUUCCUCAAGUCUGAACUGGAGACCCAGUCCCUCCCAAACGUCAUCUACGACUACACCGUGGCAGUUCCGCUGAACCACUCCAAACACCCGCUGGUUUACCUGUACCCAGACAUCCCAAAAGACGCAGUCUUCAAACGUUUCUACAAAGACUCAGGGGACACCAUCACAGACAGCGGCUACGUGCGGAGGAGGAACGUUCCUGAGUCCCGACGCUCACCGCCUCUACCCCAAUUGCAGCCAGAUGAUUGGGCCAUGGAGACAGAUUUGGACUUCAAGGAGAUUUGGCCGGAGGUGGGGUCCUUUCUGACACAAAUGCCCUUCAGUGAAAACCUGCCUCCCAUCACCGCACAGGACUUGAACAGUUUCACUGCUGUGUAAGACGCUUCACAACAAUGACAUUGGACUCCAAUGGCAGUGCUGAAUCAACAAAUUGUAAUCAUGAGGGCGAACAAACAGUUUUACCUUGUAACGCUAACGUAAUGAAAUACUAGCUUGUAACGCUAUGUUGUUUGACUCAUCUCUGAGAAGACGUCUGUCCUUGUCUGCUGCAAACCAUGUGUUCUCAUUUCCACUUAACUCUUCAGACACUGUCGAUUUGAGCUGCAUUGUUGUCCAUCACUGCUGUGUGAUAAAGUUUCACGCAACAUCAACGGCCUCAAAACGCUUCUGGACAAUUGUGUCGUCGUGUGGUUGAGCUUUCUGGUCACGUCAGACCAAAAUCUGCUGAUGAGUUAAAUGUGUUUUUACAAGGCAUUUUCAAUGUUACUGAGUGAUCAAAUCAAAUGACAGGAACCAUUUAAACACUCGAAUUUUAUUUUGAUCUACAAUUCAAGAUACUGUAUUUGUGCAAUAGAGUGUAAACACCUGGAAUCGACGUCAACCAUCCAAGUUUGCAAUAAAGAUUUCUAAAAGC
This is a messenger RNA of Synchiropus splendidus (mandarinfish), 2880 nucleotides long. RefSeq names its product signal transducer and activator of transcription 1-alpha/beta-like. Gene Ontology annotation, molecular function: RNA polymerase II cis-regulatory region sequence-specific DNA binding; DNA-binding transcription factor activity, RNA polymerase II-specific. Gene Ontology annotation, biological process: response to peptide hormone; defense response; regulation of cell population proliferation. NCBI's taxonomy places the organism in Eukaryota, Metazoa, Chordata, Actinopteri, Syngnathiformes, Callionymidae. Bases 147 to 2345 code for a protein of 732 amino acids. The transcript has 24 exons. The record is from RefSeq and is a predicted model, not a curated record.